AGGUCAUAUCCGGCAAGACUUGCUCGGUUGUGAACUUGGUGGCAAACACAGCGGGAAAGGCAGUACAUGUAUCUAUGCCAAGGUUGCAGCAUUUCCCGCCAUUUCAUACGAAUGGCCUCAUAGCAGAGAAUGGAACGACUGGAAAAGUUCCAGAUCAUCUUUAACAAGCCCACAGCCACGUACUUCGCUGGCGAAACUGUCUAUGGAUAUGGCUGGGUGGUAUUGCGGGAACCAAUAUUCGUUCAAACUGUGUGCUUAGAAGCAGUCGGAGAAGCCAAAGUAGAAUGGAUGACAUCAAGUGAUAUUCAAGCUUCUGAUGAAGAAGUCUUCAAUUUUACAACCGUGUUACCUAUCAAAGGUGACAAGGAGUUGGAUGAUGAUGCUCUCAUGCAUGCUGGUUCCCAUUACUUUCCAUUUGAAUUCACCCUACCUCAGAAACUGCCUUCCUCAUUCAAAGGAAAACAUGGCCGACUUCGCUAUUUCUGCAGAAUGACCAUAUGUACCCACGGUGGCCCACACCAUGAGAAAUGUGGGAAAUUCGGGGUCAUAAGUGUACUGGACCUAAAUGCUGAACCUGAUGCUGGGCUGCCAGUAGAAAAUGAUACAUUCGAGACAGUGGGCUCCUGGUGCUGUGUGGCAGGCACAGUCACUGCCACCCUUAAGCUGGACCGAAAGGGAUUUACGCUAAAAGAGGCCAUCCCUGUCUGGGCAGAGAUUAAGAACCUGAGCAGUCGGAGAAUUACGGGCACUCAGGUGUCAUUAAUACAGAACAUCACCUACUACUCGUAUAGAGGGCGCUUCACAGAGACGAUUGUGCUGGUGACGAUCCACAAGGGGAGUAUCUCUCCACGCGGCAAACAGACCUGGCAUGGAGAGUUACUUAGCAUUCCCUCUGUCCCACCCUCUCAUCUCCGCGGCUGCAAAAUCAUAGACUGUCAGUAUAUUCUAGAGCUUUCCAUCAAGCCAUCUGGACUGGCCAGAAAAAUCAAACUUCCGUUAGACAUCCUGAUCGGCACGGUGCAGUUGCAGGACGCACAGAUGCGGCGGGUGUCUUACCACCCACUGCCCUCACCCCCCUCCCCCACAGACUCCUCCACCCCCUUCUUCCCCAUGUUCUACGACACCUCAUCAGACAAAGUGUUCCUGACAGACAGCUCCCUGCUACAGCACAUGCUACCCACAGCCCCACCCUGGGAGGAAGAUGAUGACAUCCCCUGAGGGGUAACAACCUCACUACAGAUGCACACAACAUACUCUGUGGUGGAGGCAAUCUUCCAAGUGGGUCCAGCAAAAAUACCAUAUCAUUACAUAACCAGACUUGCCAAAAUGUUAUUCGUGUUAUGACUUGGGUGCCAGUUAUCUCCCUUACUGGCUGGUGACUGUUUUCGCUCUGCUGCCUCUCGCUUAUGCUUACUACGCUGCAUCAGUGCCAUGGGUGUGCUAACAAGGAAAGAAAUGGACCUUCAGAAUGGGACGAUUUUUUUGUAUUCCUUGGGAUCAUAUGUACAGUGUUAUGAAUGUUGAAUACAUCAGAAGUGCUUUUGACGCCUGCUAGUCAAGACAGCUGUGAAGUUAAAGCUGUUGUUAAAGGACUUAUAUGGUGUCAGAGGAAAAGGCUGACAGUGCUAAGGUUGUGGUUCGGGCAAAAGAUUUGUGGAAACCAUAUUGUCAGACUUGUGCUGAGACGAGAGAAGGAAUGUGGCUGUGAAAUGUGUGCGAGAUGUGUGACUCACUGACUGACUGACUAUUUAUGCAAAGGGAGGUAACCCCUGGUGAGGAGAGGAGAAGACGUUACUAGGAUGUGUACAUAGAAAGCCAGGUGUGAUGUGAUGUUUUCUAAUUGAUUUACGAGAUUUUUUAAAAGUCCCAGACUGAACAGCAAUUUAAUAUCCUAUAUAAUUAUAUUUAGGUGUCUCUUGUUUUAAAUGAUCAUGAAACCUAUCUAUGACAUACGUGUUUAAAUAAUUGUCAACUGAAAUUUGGAGUAAAAGUAUGAAAAAGAAAACAAAGCAUUGUGAAGUGUAAAAGUAGGUGAGACAUUUCUCAAAGGUUGUCUUUUUUUUUUUUUUUCAUAAUACAAUGUCAUGCUUCUACAAAAAAAUAAAUAAUUGUGUUUUAGUAUUUUAAACAGAAGGAAUUUACUGUUAUGUUAUUUGGUUUGGAAAGUACACAAUUUUUAGAGUGUAGUACAUGUAUGUAUGGAAUCUUUGGCUGCAGAAAACCCUUGUUUAUUGUUCUCAUCCAGGUCUUGGAUUUAUACAGAUGUUAACAACUUUUAUGCUGCCACAGGUUAUACGUCUUGGUCAGUAGCUGGUCUCUCUGGCUGUAUUACAAUCAUUUUAUGUCUUGUCUCUGAGCACAUCUCUUUCAUUAACAGAUUGUUUGGUCCUUUUUCUGGAAUUUCUGUGAAAUUCCAGUCGAUGGUAAAUUGGACUGUUUUAUCAUACUCGUAAGUUUGCCAGCAAGGUUAUAUGUCAGACAGUCUAAAUGUGAAUGUACGAUAAAAUAUUUUUGACUCUGCUGUAACUUGUAACUACUUAUAAUCCAAACUUUCCAAGAAAAAAAAAACAGUUGAUUAUGUUUUAUGAGAAACAUUUUGACCCUUUCAGUAUAUUGGAUUUUUUUCUAUUGCAAUCCUUGGAGGAAUCUCUUUUGUGAACAUUUAAGAGUUAAAGGAAAAAUUUUCUUGGAUAUUGUACAUGUAUGCAUCAGUACCUUCAGGGUUAGCUCAAUAUUUUCAAUGAAAAAAACAUCAAAAUUAGUUCUGGAGUGAUUUUGUAAUGCAAAGUUGUUAAGGAGAAGUCUGGCCUUGUUUUGUUAGUUUUCAUAUCCAUGAAAACUGGUAACCCUUGAACAUGUAGGCUAAAAUCAUUCAUACUGUUAAAUCAGUGUUUUGUGCACAUUAAGUGGGCAGAAAGUCUUGACAUUUACAUAUGUCCCGCAUAUAAACAGUAUUUUCCAUGUUAUGAUUGAAUCUCUGGAGCUGUAGUGCUCAACUGCUACAUGACAGCAUUUUUGUUUAACUGUGGAGAAAGCACAGAAAUGGAGACUUGAUGGGCCUAUACUAUGCUCCCUCCCGUUUGAGUGUGUCAUGGCUUGCAUCAAGGUGGUAGUGCUUGUAGUCUAAGUAAAAGAUGUGACACAGAACAUGCAGGAUACUACAGAUAAUAAGAUAGAAUUCAAUGCCCAUGGGACUUGUUUUGAGCAGGGAAGAGAGUCUCAUUGAAUACCUCGAUUAGUGAAACAUUUAUUAAAAAACAUAUGGUUUUAGCAUUUCUUUCUCAUGGUUUUGUACUCAGAUAUUUUUGUAUGCACCUGCCAAGAUAAUAUCGUUUAUUCUUAAUACUGCUCAUGACCUGUGUUGAGAUUUGUAUAUGUUUCAAUUGGUUCAGAGUUCCUCAAGAAUAUGAUAUAUUAUGUAAAUGCUGUGUAUUGCCUAUUUCCACAAAGAAUAUAAGCUCAUUGGCAUUUAAUCAUAUAUAUUGUACUUUCCUAGCAGGAACCUAGGUAUUCUUAAAAUGGGACUGUUGUAGAAAACCUCAAUAUUCUUGGAUCAUUGAUGGGUUUUGUUUUUCGAGUUAUUCCUGAAGAAAAUGUAACAGGUUGCUUUUUUUGCAAUGAAAACUUUGUGGUGUUUCGGACUGGAAGAAAAGAUACAGAAUCUUUGCACAAUUUCGUUUGAACGUGUGAAGGUGUCAAUUCAGACAGUUUAUUGACCGCUAUGUCAGAACAUUGUUACAUCAUAUGGAAUACUAAUGAUGGUAGUAACAAGGGUAGUAAUUCAUUGUUAUAGUGCAUUUAUGAAUUACGACAUAUUUUGACACUUGAUGUAUGGCAGUUAUAUUGUUAUAGUACUUGUAUACAUGUAAGAUGACAUGCAACUCCAGUAUAUAGCACUUGUAACAUUAAUGACAUU
Liolophura sinensis is the source of this 3916-nucleotide messenger RNA. Its product is annotated as arrestin domain-containing protein 17-like. The transcript has 8 exons. NCBI's taxonomy places the organism in Eukaryota, Metazoa, Mollusca, Polyplacophora, Chitonida, Chitonidae. The record is from RefSeq and is a predicted model, not a curated record. Gene Ontology annotation, cellular component: cytoplasm. Gene Ontology annotation, biological process: protein transport. Bases 130 to 1218 code for a protein of 362 amino acids.